AUGAGAAAGGUUUCUAUUAAAUUUAUUAAUUCAAGAUUAUAUUAUAGUAGAAGGUACUUAUCAAGAAAUCAAUUUUAUUCAUUUUUCUCAUGUAAUAAAAAUGAACAGCGACCUAUAAAAAGUAAGAAUGAUGAUUUUUUAAUAGAUGAGUCUUAUAAUAAUGUAGAAUUCGAUGAAUAUAUAUCACCAUCCUUUAGUUUCGAUAUUAAUAUAGAUGAUGAUAAAUGGAAAAAAAAAGAAGAAAUUGAAUAUAAUAAAUUUAUUGAAAAAACAAAAAAGGAUUCAAUAAAUCCUUCCACUUUUUUUAACACACAAAAAAUGACAAAGCAUAUCAAGAACACAUCAGGAAAUAGUAAUUAUGAAAAAUUACAAAUUCAUAAUAAACAUAUAGAUAAUAAUAUAUCAUCAAAUGUUGUAACAUCUAACAACUCAACACCUCAUAAUGUAGAAACUUUUUAUGAAAAAGAAAACAUUUACGAGGAUGAUAUAAACAUCUUUUUGAAAAAUUCAAGUGAUGAUAUAACCUUACAAGAUGGUGGCAUUAUUAAAAAAUUAAUUUAUCUUGAUAGUAAUUAUAAAAGUUUGCAUUAUGAAAAUAAAAAAAUAGGUGCAUAUUUAAAUUCUAUUUUGGAUUUGCUAGAAAGGGGUUCUACAGACACACAUAAGGAUGGUGUAGUAAAAACAAGAAGGGGAAAUGAAGAAAAUGAAGAAAAUGGAAAAAAUGAAGAAAAUGGAAAAAAUGAAAAAAAUGAAGAAAAUGGAAAAAAUGAAAAAAAUGAAGAAAAUGGAAAAAAUGAAAAAAAUGAAAAAAAUGAAGAAAAUGGAAAAAAUGGAAAAAAUGGAAAAAAUGAAAAAAAUGAAGAAAAUGGAAAAAAUGAACAAAAUGAAGAAGAUAAAGUAGAUAAAGAAUAUGAAGCAGAUAUACUAUAUAAAGAUAAUAAAGAAAGAACAGAAACCCCAAACGAAAGAGUAGGAGGAGGACAUAUCCAAUAUUUGCAGGGUCAUAUAUUCAACAACAUUUAUGAAGACCCUUUUUCCCUUAAUAAUCUUAAGUAUCAAAAACUUGUUACUAAUUUUACAAAGUUUGCAGGUUAUUAUACAAAUACAUUCUUCAAGUUAAUUGUAGAGAAUAUCCAAUCUUUGACAUAUAAUAAUUUAGUGUUUACAUUAAAUCUUCUUGAUCAUUUAAAUAUGAAAAACAUGAUGAGAGAUUUAUCAUAUGAAGUAAUUAAAAUGUUAAAUAAAAAGAAAAAAAGUGAUCAAGAGGAUAUAUUACAAAAUGCUAAUAUAAAUAAAAAAGAAAAUAAGAAAAUAAAUGAUAUAGAAAAUAAUAUAAAAUUAUGUGUACAUUAUAUUAAUAUUUUAAAUUUUCAUUCUUUGUACUUUUGUGAGUUUUAUGAUUAUUUAAUAGAAUAUAUUAAUAAUAUGAAAAAUGAUGUGUUAUGCUUUUUUACUUUACAGUGUUUUACACAUAGUUUAAGGACUAAGCAUUAUUUAGAUAAGAUAUAUUUCUUAUGUUUAAAAAAAAUACACGAAUUCAAUUAUGAAGAAUUAAAAUGUAUGAUUUAUUGUUUUCAUCGUUUUUGUAAAGAAUAUUCAAAAUUUUAUGAUCUUUCUAUAGAUAUAAUUAAAAACAAAUAUAUACACUUAUUAAACAUGAAUUUAAAUUUUGUUCAGCUCUUAUUAAAAAUAACUAACGCUUUUAAUAAAAAUGAUAAGUAUGUUGAACUUAAAGGCUUGAUAGCGGAAAAAAUCAUAAUGCGUGUGGGAAAUAUACAAAGGGAAGAAAAAAAAAAAAAAGGUCAAUAUCUAAAUAAUUCGACAAAUGUAAAUACAUCUGUUGAUAUGUGGACUAAUGUUGAAAGACAUAAGAAGAAGGAGAGCUCCUCUAGAAUGUGCGCACCUUAUGAUACGACAUAUUUGGGAGCAAAUAGCUGUGUUAGUAAGGUGUUUAUGGAAAACUCAGUUCAUAAUACUAUAUAUGAAGAUAAUAUAAUAAAAAUAAUACAGUGUCUGAAAUAUUUGGAAUAUAAUAAAAAGAACAGUGAACAUGUAAAAACUUGUGUAAAUAAAAUAUAUGAAAUGAUAAAUGAAAAUAUGGAAUGUUUAGAAAAAUUAGAUAUAGAAGAUAUAGUAUAUAGUAUUGUAUGUUUCAGUACAUAUAAUAAAAGAUUAAUAUUAUAUAAUAAUUUUUUAGAUAUUAUAUAUGAGAAAAGUAAUGAAUUGAUGAAUGCAAAAAAUAUAUGUUUGUGGAUAUAUCCUAUAUUAAGUUUAUGUAAAAUAUCUUGGUAUCAUCGAAAUUACAUAGAACUAUUAUUUGGAUAUAUUAAAGAUAAUUAUAUAUUAAAUAGAUUAAGUGUAUUUCAAGUAUUAAAAUUGUUAUCGUCUAUCGUUAAAAUGAAUAUAUAUGAUGAAGAGGUAUAUAAAAUAUUGAUUGAAAAAUUAUAUAAAGAAUGGGAUAUAAUAAAGAAGAAAUUGAUUGAUAUAUCUACUUUUUUAUGGUGUUGUGCAUAUAUAAAUAUAAUAUAUAAACCAUUAUUUGACAGUGCAUAUAAUUUAAUUAUAGAUCUAAUAAAUAAAGAUAAUGUUCCUAUUAUUAAUAAUGUUAUGUAUAAAAAUUGUUUUGUUAAUAUUACAUGGUCUUUUAUAGUAGCUAAUUAUCAUAAAACACACACAAAUUUUGAUCAAAUAUUAAAUAUUACAUUUCUUAAGAGAAAUCCAAAUGAAAAUGAAGCAUUUAAAAGAUUACACCAAAUAUCUGAUUCUUGCUUUAAAGAAAUACCAAAAACAUUAAUUAACAUAACAUGUUUAGAUACACUUUAUGCAUAUUGUACUCAUGAAAAAUGUAAACUCUUAAGAAAUAAUUUUAUCAUUUAUAAAAAAGAAAAAGAUGCUGUCAAAAUGAAAAAUAAAAUCCAUGAUGAAUUAAUUAAUCUUUUAAAAAACUCUUUUCAUAUAUCCUUUGAUCAAUAUGUAGAACCUUAUCAUAAUUCUCCAUAUAUCAUAGAUAUUUGUCUUAAUCAAACUUCUAAAAUAGGUGUAUCAAUUUUUGGAAAGGAGUAUUUAAUGAGGACCUUAAAAAAAUCUUCUUGGGAUUUUAUGAAUACUGGAAUUGUUACCUUACAAAUGAGAAUCUUGCACGCCCAUGGAUGGAAGAUCAUUCCGAUUAACGCUGGUGAAUGGCUACAACUCAAUUUUGAUCAGAAAAAAAAUCUCCUCUCGGAAUAUUUCAAACAAUAUUCUAUACAAAUAUGA
This is a messenger RNA of Plasmodium falciparum 3D7, 3255 nucleotides long. RefSeq names its product putative RAP protein. NCBI's taxonomy places the organism in Eukaryota, Apicomplexa, Aconoidasida, Haemosporida, Plasmodiidae. Gene Ontology annotation, molecular function: ubiquitin protein ligase activity. The record is from RefSeq and is a predicted model, not a curated record. Gene Ontology annotation, biological process: protein ubiquitination; mRNA processing.